Emiliania huxleyi CCMP1516 is the source of this 429-nucleotide messenger RNA. RefSeq lists its product as hypothetical. The transcript has 2 exons. Gene Ontology annotation, molecular function: DNA-binding transcription factor activity. NCBI's taxonomy places the organism in Eukaryota, Haptophyta, Isochrysidales, Noelaerhabdaceae. The record is from RefSeq and is a predicted model, not a curated record. The coding region runs from base 1 to 429 and encodes 142 amino acids. Gene Ontology annotation, biological process: regulation of DNA-templated transcription; DNA-templated transcription initiation.
AUGCACGACCUGAUGAAUGCGUUCCGCAAGCACCGGAGAGAGUUCCAGGCGACGCACGGGAGGCUGCCGACCGAGACGGAGCUGGCGACGCGGAUGGGCAUCACCGAGGCCAAGCUGCGCCAGAUCGACUGCAACGCCGCCUCGCGGCUGGCCGACGUCAAGCCGCAGCCGGAGGCGGUGCAGGAGCGGACGAUGAUGCGCGACGACCUCGCCGAGCUGCUCCGCUCCAAGCUCACCGAGCGGGAGGCCUCCGUCCUCCGGAUGAGGUACGGAUUUGACGACGGGCGCGCCCGCACGCUCGAGGAGAUCGGGAGGGGGCUGCAGGUGACGCGCGAGCGCGUGCGCCAGAUCGAGACCAAGGCGCUGCAGAAACUGCGCUCGCCCGGCUGCGCGCAGAAGCUGAGCGACUACCUGGAGGACCAGGUGUGA